AUGGACAAAAGGAAGCUCUCUGAUGACCCUAGCGAGGGUCAAACCCUGCCUUCUCCCAAACGACGCAUCCUCGGCCCAUCCCUCCCUCCACCUACCGAGAAUACACCCGCCGAUUCAGCCUCAAAUUCAGAUGCCGCCAGUGGCAGUGAUAGCGAUGACAGCGACGACGACUUUGGACCCAGCUUGCCUCCUCCAGCCGGACAAUCAAUGGCUCCUACAGCUAUACCUGCUUCGUCUGCCCAUUCGAAUACGCCUGACAAGGAACAAAAGCCAGAGACUCAACGAGAUGACUGGAUGCUACAUCCACCCGAGAACAGCGACUGGGCCUCCAAGAUCGACCCAACACAGCUCCGGAAUCGCAAAUUCCAAACAGGAAAAUCAGCUCGUUCGGCAACAGCGGGUUCAAAGGGUCUUGAUGCCGCAUGGGUGGAGACACCCGAAGAGAAAUUGAGACGGUUGGAAGAUCAAGUCAUGGGUGUCGGUGCCCCCUCUAGCGGACCAACACAAUCCUUGGCGGGCAAUUUCAAUGCGGCCAAGGAUAAGGAAAUGGAGGAGAAGAUCAAAAAAUACAAUGACCGUGCUGCAAAGAAGACCCGACUGGAAAAGUCAGAGAGUAAGCGCAAAGAGGAAGAGGACGAUCCAAGCACACGCGCAUUUGAUCGCGAGAAGGAUAUGGCGGUUUCUUCCAAGAUCUCGAAUUCCCAACGCCGGGAGAUGGUUAGCAAGGCUAGUGACUACAGCUCGAGGUUUAGCAAGGGAAGCUUCUUAUGA
Penicillium manginii is the source of this 771-nucleotide messenger RNA. RefSeq names its product GPALPP motifs-containing protein 1. Bases 1 to 771 code for a protein of 256 amino acids. The record is from RefSeq and is a predicted model, not a curated record. Lineage: Eukaryota; Fungi; Ascomycota; Eurotiomycetes; Eurotiales; Aspergillaceae. The transcript has 2 exons.